This is a messenger RNA of Alternaria atra, 1215 nucleotides long. RefSeq lists its product as uncharacterized. The record is from RefSeq and is a predicted model, not a curated record. Gene Ontology annotation, molecular function: FAD binding. The transcript has 3 exons. The coding region runs from base 1 to 1215 and encodes 404 amino acids. NCBI's taxonomy places the organism in Eukaryota, Fungi, Ascomycota, Dothideomycetes, Pleosporales, Pleosporaceae.
AUGGCGGGACCAGUGAAUAGACACGUAGUUGUGAUUGGCGGUUCAAUAGCCGGGCUCAUGCAUGCGCUUGUCUUAAAGUCCCAUGGCCACAGCGUUGUGGUUCUUGAGAUGCGCACCGAGGAACGGCUACGAGCUCGAGCUGCAGGCCUGACCCUUUGGCCAAAUGCACAGAAGCUCGUCGCAACGUACAUACCUGAUAUUGGACUCGACGAUAUCUUGUUCCGCAACCCUUCAUUCCCUAUCAUCGACAAGAAUGGCAAUGUACUCGCCGACGUGCCGUUCGCAUAUGAUUUGCGCACGUCGUGUUGGGCGGGCAUCCACGGACUGCUGUGGAUGGCUUGUGAGAAAGAUGUCGAGGGACACGGGUCUGUGACUAUGCAGUGUGGAUGCGAGGUGCAUGGGCUAGUCGAGCAAGACGACCACCUCGUUGUGACGUACAAAAGCAAGGACGGGGUCGAAGAACAGAUGACAACAGACCUCCUUAUCGCAGCUGAUGGUGCACGUUCGCACAUCCGUAGCCUCGUGCUGCCCGAUAUCAAAACCGAGUACGUCGGCUAUGUGGCUUGGAGGUCGCACAUCCCAGAACUGGACGCACCCGAAGAACUGCGUUGCGCGAUCGAGGGCAAGAUGCCUCAAUGCAUGCUUGACGGCAGCUACAUUGUGGUAUACAUGUCGCCUAACGAGAUUGGAAACAUGCGACCAGGCGAGCGAGUCAUUGAAUGGUGUUGGUACGACGCAUGCGAUGCAUCGACCCCGGUUUUUGCCGAUUACAUGACCGAUGUUGACGGUGUCCGUCACAAUGUCACAGUCCCUGGAAACCUGCUACGCCCGGAAGUCUGGAAGUCACAGCUGGAACGAAGAGAAGCCACGUUAUCUGCAACAUGGAAGAAGAUCUUUCAUGAUUCAAACAAAUUGCCGCUUCUUACUGCUGUCCGUGCGUUCGAUAAUACCAAGGCCUCGUUCUAUGGUGGAAAGUUGCUGCUGGUAGGUGAGGCGUUGAUCCAGGUCCGGCCACACUUGGGAGCGAGUUGCGACGUUGCAGCACUGUCCGCAUUAACGUUGCCGCAGGUGCUGGAUGGCAGUUUGACGGUGGGCCAAUGGGAGAAGAUAGUGGCUAGGUACGGUAUGGAGAAGGCGAUCGGAAGUAGGGCCACUGGCAUCUUCGGGAUGACAGGACACUGGCCGGAGGGCUAUACAGCCGAGUCUGCAGCAUAA